Molecule: messenger RNA, 8407 nt
Organism: Betta splendens (Siamese fighting fish)
Lineage: Eukaryota; Metazoa; Chordata; Actinopteri; Anabantiformes; Osphronemidae
Product: zinc finger protein 609-like
Exons: 8
Coding region: 1533-5684 (1383 amino acids)
Biological process (GO): regulation of transcription by RNA polymerase II
Cellular component (GO): nucleus
Source: RefSeq, a predicted model, not a curated record
AAGAUCAAGCUUUGACCUCAGCGUUGUUUUCUUCAGUGCAGUCAGAAUAUUCAGACCUUUAGUGUGGUUCGCUAGAAUGCGGCUCAUGUAGCAGAGUGGGAAUUAUAAAUUAUGUAUAAUUAAUCUGUAGGUUGCCACUGAUUAAAGGAUUAUUUGGGUUGCCAGGUUGGCGCAAAUCCCUUUGUCUGCCUUUUUACUUGAUAUUAGCCCAACUUUUUAAAUUUGGUAACACUGGACGAUAAAAAUGUUUGUUCAGGGUUUAAUAAGAUUGUUACAGUAGAUAGUCACAGACACUUACUAACGCAUUAUAUCCAUUUAAAACAUGGUUUGUUUUUAAAACUGUUAAUCCUUGUGUCUUACAUAAAGAUUAAACACAUUUAUGAUAGUAUUAUUGAGCCUGAAGCUUGUUGUUAUUCAGGCCUUGAUCUGAAGUGAAGCAUAAUAUUUUUGCUGUGAGCAAAUAAAACUGAACACGUGCAUUUAUAAUAAUUGGCUUCACUUAAUAGCUAACGUGUGGUGUUUUAUUGUGAGAAGCAUUUUUGACUGUGUGGGCCAUCAUCAGACCAUAAAAGUGGUGACUACGCUGUGUUUAUAUACACAACAUUGAAGGCAGUGACCUGAUCCAACGGGGGAAGUAGGACUCCCAGAAGUGUCUCAAACUGCUGCAGGAGACAAAGGCUGAGCCCAGUAACAGUGAGAGCGCUCUUUGCUCCACGUGGACGUGAAGUGGGCAGAGUUCGGAAACUGCCUUUAUUUUCUUCCAUCUGUUUAUAUUUCAAAGUAAAAGCCCAGGAGCCGGUUUCGAUGAUCGCGCUCUUCCCACCAGCGGCUUCCUCGCAGCUCACGCUUCGACCCGCAGCUCGCUUGUUCCGCGCGGCGGGUCGGCGUCCGUUCCGCCCGGCCACGUCCAGUUCCACGUCUUGGGUGACGGACGGUCCGCUCCGGGCGGAUCCGCGUCUCCUGGCUUUCCCGCUCGCUCCCGCUGCCGCUGGUUGGCUACAUUGUAUCGGUUCCCACCGCGGCGCUCGUCCAGAAACGCUGAAGACGGAGGAAUUAACCUGGAUGCGACGCGCUCCACUGUGGGAUUAAUUGGCAGAAGGUUCGCGGGGCAGCAGCGGGCGUGUGCGCGGCUCGAGGCGGCGCCGGUGAAAUGCCCUCCGGACUCGCUUGUUGUCGCCGUGGACGGUAUCUCCAAGUGUGAUGGCACAAGUCCAGUGAAUCGCUGGCCUCCGCUCCGCUCUUGUGUUGGACGUCUUGGGGAGUGCGCUGCCACUGCUUUCUGCUGCUUCGCAUAUUUUAAAAGCGCCUUUUAUUGUAAUUCAAGGCGAUCCCUCUUAGCUUUUUAUGGAGUGCGCGCCGCCAUGGCCAGACCAAGCACUGGGAUGAGAUUGACGAGCUAAGUCGGGCAAAAUGUGGUUAAAUGGGACAGGAACGAGUACGCCGUGAGGAUUCUCUAACCCCUGCCCCGGAGUCCCAACCGUCUGAGAGGGUGUCGGACCUCACUGAGGCAAUCCUGGGCCGUUGGCACUAAAAUGUCCCUAAGUGGUGGCACUGCAGGCGGGAAAGGUGUGGACUCUAAUGCGGUGGACACUUAUGACAGCGGGGAUGAGUGGGAUAUUGGUGUUGGAAAUCUGAUUAUCGACCUUGACGCUGACCUAGAGAAAGACAAACUUGAAAUGUCUGGUACCAAGGACGGAAUGGCGGCACCACCUAGUGCAGUGGCACAGUUGCCUGACAACAUCAGGUUUGUUAGUCCAGUGCCUGGUUCUCAAGGCAAGGAGAGCAAAUCCAAAUACAAGCGCAGUAAGAACUCUAAAGACAAUAGUAGCAAGGCUUCAGCUGGAGAUGGGGGCAAAAAGGAGAGUACAGGACGGACUCAAGGAGAGCCAGCAGGCACAGCAGUCAGCGGAGGAGCUGCUGCUAACAAUUCCACCUCUGGGAAGAACAUGGAAAAGGGGGGCAAAACCUCUAGAGGUGUACUGGGCGGUAAAAAAGAUAAAGAAGGGGCUAGUGGGAAAAGUAAGAAGGACAAAACAGAUGGAGCCCCAGUUGUGGCAAUAGCUGCUGCAGAGAAGGAUGUUGUGUCUCAAGCUCAAGUUGCUUUGGGGAAUACUCGUAAUACAUCCUUUGAGAACACACAAUCAACUGACUUGGCAGAAGCCAAUCAAAUGGGGAAUAUUGCACUUGAACCAGUUGGGAUAGUACAGGCACUGACCGUGAAAACUGAACCAGAGGAGGUGGAGAAUGGUAACGGCGAAUGCAAGACGUUAAAGAAGGUGAAAAACGAAAAGAUGGAAUCUCCUGUCUCCACUCCAGUCCCUCCUCCCCUCCACCUCCUGGCCACGGUGGGCAACAGUGAGAUCGCCUCGUCAUGUGAGCAGAUAAUGGUGCGUACGCGCUCCGUGGCGGUGAACACCUCCGACGUGGCCCUGGCCACCGAACCCGAGUGUUUGGGGCCCUGCGAGCCUGGAACCAGCGUCAACCUCGAAGGCAUCGUGUGGCAAGAAACUGAAGACGGCAUGCUGGUAGUCAACGUAACCUGGCGGAACAAGACCUAUGUUGGCACCUUGUUGGACUGCACACGUCACGACUGGGCUCCCCCCAGGUUUUGUGAAUCUCCUACAAGUGAUCUGGAAAUGAGGAACGGUCGUGGUCGAGGGAAGCGAAUGAGACCGAAUAGCAACGCCCCCAUAAAUGAGAACAGCAACUCAUCAGACAACAAGGGCACCGCCAACAACAAGACACGCGCUGCCUCCAACAGCAAAGGGCGGAGGGGCAGCCAGACACCGUCAGAGCGCCGCACCCCACCCAAUAGUAACACAGAGGACAUCAAGGCUAGUCCCUCCUCGACUGGAAAACGCAAGACCAAACCAGCCUCCGACAUGGAACCCAAUUCUAGCUCAGAAGACACCAAAGGCAGCAAGCGUAUGCGGACAAACUCCAACAGUGGAGGGGUGGGGCCGACCGGUCUGCCUCUGCCUGCUAUUAAGACUGAGCCGCUUCCCCCUCCACUUGACCGCAGCUGCCCUUCUCCAGUCCUUAUUGACUGCCCACACCCUAACUGCAACAAAAAGUAUAAGCACAUAAAUGGUCUCAAGUACCACCAAGCCCGAGCUCACAAUGAUGAUGACCUAAAGUUGGAAUUAGAUGGAGACAGUGAAUAUGGCGAGGACUCAACCCUUCAUCCUGAACCAGGGAACUGUAACGGAGCAUCUAUUUCUCAGAAAGGAUCUAUGUCUCCAGCACGUUCCGUUACACCAAAAGGCAGGAACUUUGACGCUCAGAGUCCUUCCCCGUCACCUGGAAAGUUUGGUUCAAAGCAGAGUAAAAAGAAAAUUGCUGAAACAGAUCCAGAAGCAGGAGCGACACCAAUGGACGGGUGUGAGGAUGGGCCUUGUCUCACUGAUGAGACCAGCAAUGAUGGUAUAGAUGACAAGAGGGGAUCCGACAAGUCUAAAAAAGCUAGCACUGGUACAAAAGCUGAUAAAAUGGCACAGAGAAAUAUGAAGUCCCCUCGCCCCGUUGGUCCUGGGUCUACAGCAUCCCAGCAGAUGUACGCCUUCCCUCCUGGAAACACAAAUUCUUCCCCAGGCCUUACUCCAAUGAUCCAAAGUAUUCCCAAGAGUCCCCAGAUGAAAGGCACACAGCCAAAACCCCCAGCCAUUGGAGACCCUGCCUCAAGUAGCUCCAAAGACAAGAAGAAGAAAGACAAGAAGAAGAAAGAUGGCAGCAAGGAGGCAGACAGCCCUAAGCCUCCAGGAAAGAUAGGGAAGCUGGAGGAGGGAAAGCUCCCCUGCUCUGAACCUUGUGAUCAAGGUAAUAAGAGUGAAGGACUUCUCAACGGGUCCUCAGAUCAUCAUCAGAGUCGCUUGGCUAGUAUCAAAGCAGAGGCAGACAAGAUAUACAGCUUUUCUGACAAUGCCCCUAGCCCAUCGAUUGGCGUAGCCAGUCGAAUAGAUGGCAGCGGGAUGCCACAGCCUCUCACACCACUCCACAUGGUGAAUCAAAAUGGUGCUGACAAUUCUUCAGUAAAAACUAAUAGCCCAGCAUAUUCGGACAUUUCAGAUGCCGGUGAGGAUGGUGAAGGAAAAGUAGAAGGCAUCAAGGUAAGGACAGAGGACCAAACCAUAAGGGAAAGUGUGAAAAAAGCCCUUUUUCCAAACCAGACACCCAACAAAGAUUCCCCGUACUAUGCUGGCUAUGAAAGCUAUUAUUCACCCAAUUAUGUCAACCCCAGUCCCAGCGGUCCUAAUCCAGGCACGCCGGUGGGUGAGAGUCAGGUUAAGAUCAAAAGGGAUGAUGAUCAGGACCAAGGUGAGGAGAGAGGGAGGGUUGAAAUUCAUGAGGAGCGCAAACCCGACAACGUUCCUGGCCAGCAACAACAGCAGCCCUCAGUCAUCCAGCAGCGCUCCAACAUGUACAUGCAGCCUCUCUAUUACAACCAGUACGCUUAUGUCCCCCCAUAUGCGUACCAUCAUCCUGAUCAAGCCUACCAUAACCAUUUGAUGACCACCAACCCAGCGUACCGGCAACAGUACGAGGAGCGGCAGCGACAGAUGGCUGAGCAGCAUCGUACUGUGGAGAAGAAGUCUGACAUAGCCAUAAAAGAACGAGAAGCUUCCAUGAAGGAGGAAUGGAAACAAAAGAGCCCAAUGCCACCAAGUCUUUCCAAAGCCCCAAGUCAGUCAGACAUGGGAAAGUCAACGCAACCCCCAAGCAAAUCUAGAGACUCACCUUCUGAUCCCGCCUCCAAAUCUAUGGGAAGCAUAAAAGGGGAGGAUCCAAAGUCCCAGCAAGCUGAGGGGCUGAAGAUGAAGCUGACAGAAGGGGGACACCAUGGAAAGGAGGACUCCAAGCAAGCACUGGAUUCCAGAGUGCAGGGAGGGAUGGAGCAGGCCAUGUGGUACAGACAGCAGUACUCUGAGAAGCCUCAAGCCGACGAUGAACACCAGCAACAGCAGCCUCGAUGGAAAGAUGAAAGGGACCGGGAACGGGAGCGCGAUCGCAAGUUAAAGGACGAUAGGCCCCGGCCCAAGGACAACUUGGCCAAAGAGGACGGCAAGGACGGCAGCGAUUCAAGAUUAACGUCUGAUGAGCACCGAGCUAUGAACAAAGACUCUCGUUCAAACCCUCACAUGCAGUUCUCGUCACCACUAGCGCAGCACCAAGGCUACAUGUCCUACAUGCAUGGUUACCCCUACGGACAGAGCUAUGACCCCAACCAUCCCGGUUACAGAGGUGUGCCCUCAGUCAUGAUGCAAAACUAUCCAGGUCCGUACCUGCCUGGAGGUUAUCCAUUUUCUCCAUACGGCAGUAAAUUAGCUGGAGGUGAGGAAGGCAGCGACAAAUCUCGUGCUAGUCCCACUGUCACCAAAACCGCAGCGGACUCCAAAGCCCUGGAUAUCCUGCAUCAGCACGCCAGCCAAUACAAGAGCAAAUCCCCCACAGUAGGUGACAAGCCAGCGCACGACCGCGACAGAGAGCAGGACAGAGGGAAUGCUGGAGACCGAGACCGGGACAGGGACCGAGAGCGCGAUGUGGACCGGCCGCGCUCGUCGCCCUCGCAGCGCAUCAUGCCCUCGCACCAUCACCUGGGAUACCCUCUGCUCUCAGGGCAAUAUGAUCUGUCCUACGCCACAGGGAAACCUGACCGUCACACCUCGACCCUGCAAAGAUUCAUGUGACUGGCUCACAUGAGAAGCUCAUCUCCCGGGUGUUACCCUUUAGGCAUCAGUUGAAUGGUGUUUCUAUCUAUAUUUUUAGUUCUUCUGCCCAAAGGCUGGGCAGAUCGUCGUUAUCUUUCCUCCUCUCAUAAACGACCCCAAAUUCUCCCGACCUUGGACUGUAAUGGAACUGAUAGUAACCCAGGUUCAAAGCCAUCGCUCUGCUCCAUCGUGCAGAGCAAACACCGACCCGCUGAUCACCUAGUCCUUGCACUGUCAACAAAUACAAUGCAAAAAGAGACGAUUGGACUGCCAGAACAGCCUUUUUUUGUUUUUGUUUUUUUUAUGGAAUUCUUGACUGCAUUGUUUCUUGUCGCACGCAGAAAGAAAUUGGCAGGGCAUUUUGGGGAGCUGGGUGGCUGAUGGGAAAGGGGAGUCCAACGGAACGAAAGACUGACAAAACAGUGCGUUUCCAGUCUGUCCUCUGCUUCUCGAAUGCCAUGAAACAACAGUAUAUCCUUAACUUGACAAACAUUUGGCUAUAUUUCACGGGGAGAGGGAAUAUGGCAACAGCUGCUUUUUUUUCAGAGACUUAAGAGCCUGAGACUGAAGUCUUUCAUUUUCCAUCGCCAUCAUUUUUUUCCCAUCCUGUUUAUUCCCACAGUUCUGGUUUCAGGGAUGAUGUCGUCAUGUGACCGCACACACCUCAAAGGAUGUUAAACACUAUUCAUGUUUUUAUUUUGCUUUCUGCUCCAUAUCAUUGUGCUCAUGGUCCAACCUGUCGCUGGUAUCAGUCAUUCUUUCCUCCUGGUGAAACGCUCAAACCUGUCUCUUCUCACACGGUGAAGCCACAUUAGCAAGCGACGAAUCGCUGCGUUUUACUGUAAGACUUUGCUUCGUUCAGUUCAUCCAGUUUGUUUAUUGUAAACAAUGUGAAAUUUUACUCAUGUAUUUUCUGCUGUAAUAUAAACUUUUAGCCUACUUUUAUGUGCAUAAAUGUUUAUAUUUAUCUCUGCACGCAACAAUUUAAAGCUUGUCUAUGUUAAAUAGCUUUUCAGGCUUCACGGCGUUUAUUUUAAGCUCGGCUCGAAGCUGCUGCCUCCCUCCACGUCUCAUUGUGCUGCUUCUUCGCCUCAGCUUCGGUUUGUCUCGCUGCAGUUUAGGAUUUGGCUUUUCGCUUGUCUCUGCUUUCUCAGACCGUCGCAGGCUUGGUUCGCGUCCUCGUCCAUCUGGAUCGCUGCCCUGUGGUACAAAGUAAAAUCGGUCAGAAGACUAAACGAUCCUCUUCACUUGCUCGUGUGGAUUCACCAUAAAACACAGUCACCUCGGUCGGUCUUCAGAGUUUUCCUACCAGCAUCUCGUUUGCUGGUUCAACAAGUUCAAUACUUCAGACGCCACUUUCGCUUUGUUGCUACAAGGUUCAUUUCUGGCACAUUAAUCGUAGAGUAAGUGCUUGGAAUGACCCAACAGAUCCCGAACUAAUGACAAGCUUUUAGCAGAGAAUGGUAGAAGAAGGGCGGUGGGGCGCUGCUCAAACACACACCUGGUGCAGGAGGCUCCGAGCCCAGUGAACUGGGACGAGUCACCAGGCGUUCUGCAGGAAGUUCAACUGGUGCUGCCAAAUUCAAACAACUGUGGUUAAAACUUUAAAUUCGACUUCUCCUAUAGCUCAGGGGUUGCAAGUGAAAAUCUGUGCAUUUGCAGGUUUUCCUGAUGUGAGAGGGCUUCGGGUUUGUGGCUGUGGGUUCUGCUCUGAGCUGGUACGGAACCAGUGAAGCUGCUGUUCUUCCUGUUCGCUGCUCUAAAGCAUCAUAAACACUUCAGUCCGGUCCAUCUCGUCAGCAUCUAUUCAUUAUUGUUUUAAUCCCAACCUUCCAUUGUUUGUUUUUUCCCACAAGCCACCGGUUAAUCUCCCACCAGACACACUUAGUCAGACAUCAGCUCUUUGCUGACACGCUUUUUAAAAAGGUUGAGGUCCUCGGACGUUCCAGUUUCUCAUCCCACACAUUUUGCGAGACAGUUUAUAUUUUGACUUUUGGAGCAUUUUAAAGAAGAAUGGCUGACAUGACUGCGUUGAAUGUGGUGGUGUUUGACUCGUAGUUAAUCUGUAUAAGGGUAAUCUAGGCAGCUGUGAUGUUGUCAUUAAAGUCAGUGGGUUUUAGUACCAGCAGACUGCAUACAUAUAGUUUUAUCAGACAAUGGUUGUGACAAGUGCAUUUGUUCUCUCUCUCUCUCUCUCUCUCGCUCUGAGAGUAGUAAUGUUAUCUCAGUAGUAAGCAAAGCCCAGUGAAAACCAUAUAUACUAAAGUGUAUGAAAAGCCAGAAAAGUAAUGUUUGCUAUCACAUAUUGGAAAGUGCUUGGCUCUUGUAUUUUGCAGGACUGUAUUUGUUUCAUGGUGAAGAGUAUAUUUAUUGGCCAGCAGUUGUCUCAAUUGGUGCCUAGUUGAACAUUCUUCUGUGUGAGCACAGACACACUUGCUUAUUUGUCCUGUUCCGACCCACCUUCUGUCACGCACCCCCACCCCCUCCCACCCAGAGCGCCAGCACUGGUGCUUGCAAGGAUGUUUACAAUGUCUUCAUUUUCUUUCUGUGUGAUGAAUUCAGAACACUUCUCCCUCUCCCCCGUUCUCCCUCCCUUCAGGAGUUUGUGUAAAGUGUACAUUACCAUGGUUCUUUUUAUACAAUACUCUGUAACUUGCCUUUGUAAAUUUGGGCUGGAAAAAAUAAAUCUUUUUAUGAGACAA